AUGAGUCAGGAAUCGUUUAUAUACAGCUUCGUGGCUCGGGGGACCAUGGUGUUAGCAGAGUACACCGAGUUCACCGGGAACUUCCCUGCAAUUGCUGCUCAAUGUCUCCACAAACUACCCUCUUCCAAUAACAAGUUCACCUACAAUUGUGACCACCACACCUUCAAUUUUCUAGUCGAAGAUGGUUACGGUGUUGCUUCUCUCCUCCGAUCUCUUGAAUCUGUUAGCAAACAAAUCUCUAUUGCUUUUCUAGAACGUGUCAAAGCGGACUUCAGGAAAAGAUAUGGAGGUGGAAAGGCAGAUACCGCCAUUGCCAAAAGUCUCAACAAGGAGUUUGGACCAGUUAUGAAAGAGCACAUGAAGUACAUCAUAGACCAUGCCGAAGAGAUUGAAAAGCUAAUAAAAGUGAAAGCUCAAGUUUCAGAAGUUAAAAGUAUCAUGUUAGAGAACAUUGAUAAGGCCAUUGAUAGAGGAGAAAAUCUAACUAUUCUUGCGGACAAGUCCGAGACAUUGCACUCACAAGCCCAGGAAUUCAGAAAGAAGGGAACACAAGUCCGUCGAAAGAUGUGGUAUCAGAAUAUGAAAAUUAAAUUGAUUGUACUUGGAAUUCUGUUACUUUUGGUCUUGGUUAUCUGGCUUUCUGUCUGUCAUGGAUUCAACUGUGCAAAUUAG
Sphenostylis stenocarpa is the source of this 672-nucleotide messenger RNA. NCBI's taxonomy places the organism in Eukaryota, Viridiplantae, Streptophyta, Magnoliopsida, Fabales, Fabaceae. The record is from the annotation of a GenBank genome assembly.